Parathielavia appendiculata is the source of this 1803-nucleotide messenger RNA. Its product is annotated as dihydroxy-acid and 6-phosphogluconate dehydratase. Gene Ontology annotation, biological process: branched-chain amino acid biosynthetic process. Gene Ontology annotation, molecular function: dihydroxy-acid dehydratase activity. The coding region runs from base 1 to 1803 and encodes 600 amino acids. Gene Ontology annotation, cellular component: mitochondrion. Lineage: Eukaryota; Fungi; Ascomycota; Sordariomycetes; Sordariales; Chaetomiaceae. The record is from RefSeq and is a predicted model, not a curated record. The transcript is spliced from 2 exons.
AUGCUGUCAACCUCUGUUUUGCGCGCCAGGGCUCCCAGGGCCCUGGCCGCCAGUCGGGCUUUGCCCUUGAGGAACCAACUCCGUCUUCUCUCCUCAACCCCCCGCCGAUAUGCCGACGAGAAGCUCAACCGCGUGUCGUCCGCCAUCACACAGCCCAAGUCGCAGGGCGCAUCACAAGCCAUGCUUUAUGCCACCGGCAUGACCGAGGAAGACAUGAACAAAGCCCAGGUUGGCAUCUCGUCUGUCUGGUACGAGGGCAAUCCCUGCAACAUGCACCUCCUCGACCUCUCAACCAUUGUCCGCGAAAGCGUCGCCAAGGCUGGCCUUGUCCCGAUGCGCUUCAAUACCAUCGGUGUUUCGGACGGCAUCAGCAUGGGCACCACCGGCAUGCGCUACAGCUUGCAGAGCAGGGAGAUUAUCGCCGACAGCAUUGAGACGGUCAUGCAGGGCCAGUGGUACGACGCCAACAUCUCGCUGCCCGGCUGUGACAAGAACAUGCCCGGUGUUCUCAUUGCCAUGGGCCGCGUCAACAGACCCAGCAUCAUGGUGUACGGCGGCACCAUCAAGCCGGGCUGCAGCAUGAAGGGUGAGCCGCUCGACAUCGUCAGCGCCUUCCAGGCAUACGGCCAGUACAUCAGCGGCGAGAUCAACGAGAAGGAGCGCUUUGACAUUAUCCGCAAUGCUUGCCCCGGCGGCGGCGCGUGUGGCGGCAUGUACACGGCUAACACCAUGGCCUCUGCGAUCGAGACGCUCGGCAUGACCCUCCCCGGCAGUAGCAGUUUCCCCGCCCAGGAUCCAAGGAAGAAGGCCGAGUGCGAGAGCGUUGGUGAAGCCAUCAAGAAUCUCCUCCGUGAAGACAUCCGGCCUAAGGACAUCCUGACUCGGCAGGCGUUCGAGAACGCCAUGGUUGUCGUCAGCAUUCUUGGUGGCAGUACCAACGCCGUGCUUCACCUGAUUGCCAUCGCCGAUUCAGUGGGCAUUAAGCUCACCAUUGACGACUUUCAAGCUGUCUCGGACAAGACCCCUCUGCUGGCCGACCUGAAGCCGUCUGGCAAGUACGUCAUGGAGGACCUCUGCAACAUCGGCGGCACCCCGGCGCUGCUCAAGUUCCUGCUCAAGGAGGGCCUUAUCGACGGCUCCGGCGUGACCGUGACGGGCAAGACGAUGAAGCAGAACGUGGCCGACGUGCCCGGCUUCCCCGACGACCAGCCCAUCAUUCGCCCCCUGAGCAACCCGCUCAAGCCAACGGGCCACAUCCAGAUCCUGCGCGGCUCCCUCGCCCCCGGCGGCUCGGUGGGCAAAAUCACGGGCAAGGAAGGUUUGCGGUUUGAGGGCACGGCCAAGGUGUACGACUAUGAGGACGCCUUCAUCGAGGCGCUCGAGCGCGGCCACAUCAAGAAGGGCGAGAAGACGGUCGUCGUCAUUCGGUACGAGGGUCCCAAGGGCGGGCCCGGCAUGCCCGAGAUGCUCAAGCCCAGCUCAGCCAUCAUGGGCUACGGCCUCGGCAAGGACGUCGCCCUCAUCACCGACGGCCGCUUCUCGGGCGGCAGCCACGGCUUCCUGAUCGGCCAUAUCGUGCCUGAAGCCAUGGAAGGCGGCCCCAUCGGCCUGGUCAAAGACGGGGACAGAAUUGUAAUUGACGCCGAGAAGCGUGUGCUGAAUCUCGAGGUGUCGGCCGAGGAGCUCGAGAAGAGGAGAAAAGAGUGGAAGGCGCCGGCUCCCAGGGCCCAACGGGGUACCCUGAGCAAGUAUGCCAAGUUGGUCAGCGAUGCUAGCCACGGGUGCGUCACGGAUAGGCCGUAA